UUUCAGUAACACAGAAAUCGCGUAGGCUUUAUAAAAUGUGUGCAUCAUAUUAGCUAUAGAUCUCGUCGGUUGGUUAAGGUGCGCGCGGCGAUCGAGCCCGUUGAGCUGCUACUGGCUACAGCACUUAUACUUUAUCCCACAAGUGCUGUAUUGAAGAGAUCAGCAUGACGAGAAAACGCAGAAAUGCUGGACGUGCCAAAAAUGGCCGUGGGCAUGUCAACCCUGUGCGAUGCACUAACUGUGCCAGAUGCGUACCAAAGGAUAAAGCAAUCAAGAAAUUUGUGAUUCGCAAUAUGGUUGAAGCUGCAGCUGUACGUGAUAUCACUGAUGCUAGUGUAUACCAAUCUUACACUUUGCCAAAGCUUUAUGCAAAAUUGCACUACUGCGUGUCUUGUGCAAUUCACUCUAAAGUUGUUCGCAAUAGAUCAAAGAGCGACAGAAGAAUUAGGACUCCACCAGUGAGGAAUUUCCCAAGAGAUAUGCGUCAAGGACAGCAAAAUAGAAAGUAGUUGGCAUAAUUUUUUUAAAUAAAAAAUUAAAUAGAUCUUCA
Trichogramma pretiosum is the source of this 550-nucleotide messenger RNA. It is a transcript of the gene RpS26, whose product is annotated as 40S ribosomal protein S26-like. The transcript has 4 exons. Gene Ontology annotation, biological process: translation. The record is from RefSeq and is a predicted model, not a curated record. Bases 165 to 509 code for a protein of 114 amino acids. Gene Ontology annotation, molecular function: mRNA binding; structural constituent of ribosome. Gene Ontology annotation, cellular component: ribosome; cytosolic small ribosomal subunit. Lineage: Eukaryota; Metazoa; Arthropoda; Insecta; Hymenoptera; Trichogrammatidae.